Molecule: messenger RNA, 1220 nt
Organism: Salvia miltiorrhiza (redroot sage)
Lineage: Eukaryota; Viridiplantae; Streptophyta; Magnoliopsida; Lamiales; Lamiaceae
Product: LEAF RUST 10 DISEASE-RESISTANCE LOCUS RECEPTOR-LIKE PROTEIN KINASE-like 2.7
Exons: 1
Coding region: 194-997 (267 amino acids)
Molecular function (GO): polysaccharide binding
Source: RefSeq, a predicted model, not a curated record
AACUUAUUAAAAUAGCGUUUGAAUUACCUUAAUGAGAGAUGAAAUUUAAAUUUGUUUCCUCAAACAUAUUGCGUUCAUAAUCACGGCCACUGCAGUAAAAACAAGAAUAGCGGUCAAUCGGCCUUCUUCCUUUUCAAAAACAAACCUAAAAUGCCAUCUCACCUCUUCACUCCAUCCUUCCCUUUCGCCACCGAUGCCGCUGACUCUCUUCUCUCUCCUCAUCACGCUCGCCGCCGCGGCCUACUCCCAAACCACCCCCUCCUUCCCCAACUGCGACCGCACCUUCUCAUGCGGCGCUCUUGUCAACAUCUCCUACCCCUUCAUCGGCGGCGCCCGCCCCUCCCACUGCGGCCGCCCCGACUUCGCCCUCACCUGCCGGAGCAACAAUGUCACCGAGUUGACUCACAACUCGUUCACCUACCGAGUGUUGCUACUUGAUCAGGCUCAGAAGCGCCUCGUUCUCUCCCGCUCCGAUCUAUACGACUCCACCUGCCCUUCCCAAUUCCGGAAUUCGACCCUCAAUUCCACUCUUCUCUACUCCGACGCACCACGAAACGAGGAACUCACUCUGUUCUACGGCUGCAACGCCACCGCCAUGACCAUCCGGCCGCACAAUCUCUUCAAUUGUAGCUCUGGCAGAUUCAAUUUCAGCGACGCAUAUUACUUGGUCGGACCUGUGCCGCGUGACCCGAUUUUGAGAAUCAUAUAUUGUAGUAUGAGCAUCAGCCUGCUGGUUUUGAAGGAGGUCGGCGAUGAGCUGGCGGAUUCGCGCCUGAGCCUUGGGGAGGCACUGAUGCAGGGUUUUAGUGUGAAUUAUAGUGUUCCUGAAGAGAGAACGUGCUCUGAGUGCUAUAGAUUGAGUGGGCAAUGUGGGUAUGAUUCUGUGACGAGUCAACUCGUUUGUGUUUGUGGCGAUAGACCUUGUACUUUUGCUUUGACACUACCUCCAGAGGGUAGUCAGAGUGCUCAAGGUAUUCGGAAUUUCUGUUCUGAUUAGCAGAGCCCAUAGUUUUUGAGUUUUGAUUUUUAUCAAUUUGUCUAUAUGUUCUUUCGGUGGAAUUUAUUGUUUGAAUUUGUUUAGUAGUUUGAUACUGAUCAUAUGUUUCUGGAUCUCUGUAUUUAAACGUGCUUCUAUUUUAAAAUUACCUGUGCAUUUCUGCGCUGUCACCAGCAAAGAGGUCAAUGAUUUAGUUUUUAAUACUAAUUUGGAAUCUUUGGUU